UGAAUUGGUACAGUCCUCUGAUCAUUCUCAUGUGAUCAUACGAACUUUCGAAUCAUGGCCUCACAGAAGUUUGCCUGCACAAAAGCCUUAUUAUGUGAUCCAUGACAACCUGAGAACCUUGAAACAAGCUACCAUGGACGUCCUAUUCUAUUGGAGCUUUGGGAAAAGAUGACUUGUAGAUAGCCCAAAAGAACUCCACCAGCCAUGGAGCCCUUAGCUCCAGCUGAGACCAAGAAGGACCGAACCUUGGACCUGAUGUUGGUCUUGAAGGAACACUUCGACCCCAAACAGAUCUGCAGUGUCCUGAAUGAGCUGAUGGGACUGGUAGAAGAUGGCCCCAGUCUGGAGUGUAUGGAAGACUACCAUGUCCACCAGCUGAUUCUGGACCUCAUGACACAGUUCAAGACAAACCCAGAUGUACAGGAGGUCGGCUGCAAUGCCAUCUGGAAACUGUUUCACCACAGCAGUCGACAGAGAAAGAGAAUAGACAAAGCUGAAGCAUACAAACUGGUUAUGGAGGCCAUGGAGAGACACAAGCAGGUGGAGGCUGUGCAGGCAGCAGGACUGAGGUGUGCGGCUUACCUGGCAAUAUCACGAACAACGCGGGCCUCUAUGCUGGAGAAUGAAAUCAUGGAUCAGGUGAUCAUCGCCAUGACAGCGUUUAAAGAGAACCCAUCGGUCCAGGCCAAUGCCUGUCAGGCUCUCACUCACCUACUGUUUGAUGAUGAGAGACACCUGACAGAGCUGGUCAGCAGUAAAGGCUACAAGUUGAUUGUGGAGGCAGCUGCACAACAUGCCGACUGUGCGGCUGUCAUGGAGCAGGUUUUGUGGGCCCUCAGGGUGCUGGUCACUCCAGAGGUGAACAGAAGAAUGCUGGAGACUGAGAGGUUGUACAGAUAUGCCACGUCAGCCAUGGGGAGGUUUGCUCAUGAGGGGGAGGUCCAGGCGGCCGCUUGUGGAGUCAUCGAGAUGCUGUCCACUGAUGAAACCUGUCAGAGGCAGAUGGUAGACGACCAUGUGCCUGAGCUGGUGUUCAAAGGAAUGCAGGCCUUUCCCAAAAAUGCCUUCAUGCAGACUUUUGCCUUGAGCACCUUAGCCUACCUGGGUGAUGCAUUGAAUGCCUCUGACGAUGAGGACACGUUUGAGAGCAGGCUUGUGACAGGACAGAACAUAUCCUGGCUCGAGGACAUCUUCAGUGCCCUGACCAAUCACGCAAGUGAUCCAGCUGUACAGGAAGCUGGCUGCAGGUCCCUUUGCAAACUUCUCGAGCACCAUCCAGAUCUAAUUAAGCAUAUUGGGGAGGAAGACAAUCAGAAAAAGAAGAAGGUAGCCACACAUAAAAGGAUGCCCAUCCACUCUGCAGUGCUGGCAGCCAUUAUGAUGCAUGGAGAGGACCAGUAUGUCUUCAAAGUGGCUUGUGAGGCCAUCUACCAUCUUACAGCCGAAUGGGAGCCUUUGCAGACCUUAAUGAUGAACAAAGGUGCCUACCUCAGCAUCUUGAACUACAUGGGUCAUCAUGCAACCAUCCCGGGCGCACAGCAGUUUGCCUGUCGGGCCUUGAGAGGACUCACCCUGCUGAAUGAUGAUCACAAACAGAAGCUAGCGGAGGUCAGUGCCCUCAGUCUGGUGGCGUCGGCCCUGAAGCGUUUCCGUGACGAUGUCGGGGUGCAGGAAGAGGCCAUCGGUGUCAUAGCAACCAUGUCUGAUGUUGCCAUAGUGCGGCACCAGUGUAUAAUAGAGAAGGUUCACACCAUAGUUCUGGACUCCAUGAACAAGUUCCUGUUAUCCAGGGAUGUACAGGACCUGGGGCUGGAGGCACUCGGUGUUCUCUCAUUGGCUGCCGGUGUUCCUGCCAUGUUGAAUGAAGCUGGGGCCCUGCACACUACCAUCCAUGCCAUGGAGAAAAACCCAGAGGAUGACUCUAUCCAGUACAAGGGGCUGAUCAUGCUGCAGGUGCUGGUGGAUGAGGAGAGGUUCAACAGUCCUCAGGUCUGUGAAGAAGUCGGCAAGCUGGUGGUGGAGGCCAUGAGCAGAUUCAAGGACAUCAUAAGGAUACAGGAGGAGGGCUGUGUUGCUAUCCAGCUGUUGGCUGAGAUGAGUACAGACAUGAGCCAGGUGUUGGUGAACAAUGAUGCUCAGGAGUGUCUCUUCCACAUACUGGAGUGCUACUCUUACAAUCAAGGUCUCCUGGAUGUUGCGAGUGAGUGUCUGUACGUCCUGAGCUGUGAACUUGACCUGAAGCCCCAGAUGCUGCUGUCUGCUUGUAGUAAAGGUUCCAUCAGGGGUGUGGAGUGUCUGAUCCAGCUGGGUGCUGAUGUCAACACUGGGGAGGGACACAACACGCCGCUCUGUCUGGCCUGCGAGAGGGGAGACGAACACUUAGUCCACUUUCUGCUCAAACAGGGUAUUAGUGACCUUCAGCCUGCUCUCCAGUUGAGUCUGAAGAAGGAACAUCACAGCAUCAUCGGCCUGCUGCUGAAACACAUGGGGCACGACCGCGAGGCCGGCGUGGUGUCCUGGAGCGGCCUCAGUCUCGGCGGGCUGAGGGCCGAGUGGUUACAGCCCAUGCUGGUAGACAGGAACAUCACCAAAAACAUGGAUGGUUCGGGUGUUGCCAUGGCAGCCAUGGUGAAACACGUCCGUAACCGGCGGGAGAUGCGCCCCCUCCCGCUGACCAGGAACCACUUUGGAGGCAGCGACCCGUCUCUGGCUAAAAUGUCCUUCCCUCUGGACGACUCCACGGACAGGAGAUUUCCACUCUACCGUUCAGUUGCCAGACCAGAUGAUACUAACCAAGUUUCAUCUAACGACGAGACUAAAGGUGUUCAGCGAGGCAGUACAGUUAGAGCAAGCAUAACCAGCGACACUUCCUUUGACGGGUACGAGGUCCAAGACAUCCGGAGAAAGAGUUUCGCUUACGCGAGGUCUCCCUCAGAAGACAGCUUGCUGGAUGACAGGAUUGACGCCAGCCGUUCUGAUAAAUGGUGGAACCGAAUGCUCUAUCCAAUCUUCUCUGUCUUCUCUGAGCUGACUGGGUUAGGGGAUUCCUCCAGAAGACUGUCUGGGGAGAGUGACCUCGAGCUAACCCCGGCCAAACCAAGGAAAAAACUGAGAAGGAAGUACAGCAAGACGGGCUCCGAGAUGCCGUUCAACCGCUGGGAUCCGCGCAACAUGACGGAAAAGAAGUUUGGCCAGGCGCUGGCCACGAUACCUCAGGGAAAGGAUCGGCCUCUUGUAACAGCAAGCUCUCUCGGCUUCAGCCCGUUCGCACAGUCGAGGACAGGGUCUAGUGUGGACAGUAGCCCCACACAGUUGACACCUGUGGGAACCCCUUACACCUCAACUCCCAUCCGAUCACCUUCUCCUAAUGUUCUUCGAAGAGAAAGGACUUGGGACUGGUUGCGAGAGGUCUCUAUAUCAGAAGCUGAAGAAACGGAUUCCACUGUGGAGGAACCACUUUCUCCCCAAAGGGACAGCAUGGAUCAGUCCAAGUCACCCAGCCUAGCAGUCCCCUCCCAACCACAUGCUGACCUCCCCCAUAAAGAUAGCAUGGAUCAGGUCAGCCCUGGUCAAGUAAAAAAGCUGUCUUUAAUGAAGAUAGAAGAAGACAACAAGCAGUCAUUCAGGAAACGGGCCUUCACGUCCGCCGACAAGCCCGUUCGGUCACUGUCCACAAACACGGUGAGGCUCCUCGACAUUUCCGCCAACGGAAUCGUCUCUCUUGACGGCCUCACCAAAUCUGACACGAACAUCCUGAACUCGUUGGUGGCGGUGGAAAAGCUUGAUCUCAGCCAGAACAGUCUGAAGGACUUCCCGUGGAGGCUGUGCCAGGCUCUGCCCAAACUGCAGAGUUUGGAUCUCCACAGUAACAGCUUCACGACCUUUCCCGCCCAUGUUCUCGCCUGCCAACACCUGGACUCACUGGAUCUCUCACACAACAAGAUCGCAGAUCUGACCAAGAAGCCAUCUAAAACCAGCUUCAGCCUCAAGGAGUUCAACAUCUCCCACAAUUCCCUGACGGCGCUGCCAUCUUGGAUCGGCAUCUGCAUGCCCAUGCUGCAGGUUCUGAAUGUGGAGGGGAACAGAAUAGCCAACAUCGACGACGAAGACUCGUUCCAGCUCAGGAGGUUGAAGUUCGUGAACAUCUCAAAGAACCAACUGAAGGAACUUCCCUUGAAGUUCUUUCUAGGAUGUCCCAAGCUGGAGACAUUAGUGGCAUCUUGCAAUGAGCUAGAUAACUUGCCGUAUGAUGCUGCAAUGAAGCUACAGAACCUCAGCACAGUAAAGCUAGCCCACAACAAGCUGGCGGAGCCUGAGCCCACGUACAUCCCUUCUUCAAUGUGCAUGGCUUUUGUCCACCUGAAUGAAUUUGGUCCACUUCCACUGGAUGGUCUGAGGCUGGACCUUGACCCCGCCAUAGUGAAAGGACGCACCAAGGACGUCAUUGGCUUCCUCAGUCAGAGGCUCAAACAGGCUGUGCCCCACUACCGUAUGAAGCUGAUGUUGGUGGGGUUUGGGGGGAGGGGGAAGUCCACUCUGCUGAGGCAGCUGCAGAAGAUCAAGGGUGACCCCAGGUUCAACACUGCUACCAUAGGAGUGCUGGUCAAGGACUGGAAGAUCCCAGUGAAGAAGGGCAGGAGUAAGACCCACACCUACACCCUGAGUACCUGGGACUUUGCUGGACAGGAGGAGUUCUACUCAACUCACCAGUGUUUCCUGUCUUCCCGCUCCCUCUACCUGGUGGUGUAUGACUUGAGCAGGGGCCCAAAGGAGGUGGAGAGUUUGAGGCCGUGGCUGUUGAACAUCCAGGCGCGCGCUCCCAACUGUCCCGUCAUCGUGGUUGGCACCCACAAGGAUCGCAUCAAGAGGGAGGAGGCAGACACCAUCAUCCUGGAGAUGAGACACAGGGUUCAGACACUGUGUACCACACCUGGUUUCCCAGAGAUCAAGGGUUAUUCAGAAGUUUCCUGCAUCAAGGAGAGCCCAGCCAUGGAGGACCUGAGGAAACAGAUCAUCACCGUCAUCGACAAUUUCAAGGUGAAAGGCCAGCCCGUCAUGGGGCAGAUGAUCCCCCACAGCUACAUGUUGCUGGAGGACCUGGUGACGGAGGAGGCCCAGAGUCUGAAGGCAGGCCUGCCUGUCAUCAGGCACAGUCGGCUGCUGGAGCUGGUGAAGGAGGCCAACCUGCAGCUGGAUGAGGAGGAGCUCUCACAGGCUGUGAGGUUCCUGCAUGAGUCCGGAGUCCUGCUGCACUAUGAUGACCCCGCCCUCCAGCUGAAGGACCUGUACUUCAUCGACCCGGAGUGGCUCUGUCAGAUGAUGGCUCAGGUGGUGACAGUACGGGAGGGAAACCCCUUCGUCAACAACAAGGGAAUCCUGAAGAAGUCCGACGUGCGGAACCUGUUCAAGGGAGGAGCGUUCCCCCCGGAGCUGAUCCCUCAGUACCUCAGGCUGCUGGAGAAGUUUGAGAUUGCCCUCCCACAGACAGAGGAGGAGCUGCUGAUCCCCUGCAGACUGCCGUUCGUCCAGCCCCCGAUCGACAAGACGGCGUGGUUCACUGGCCACGUGUACCGGCAGUACGUCAUGCCGUACAUCCCCAUCGGCUACUGGUCACGACUCAUCACCAGACUCAUGGUCUUCUCCAUGUAUCUUAAGACUGGCCCCCUCCCCCCGCUCCAGCAGGAGUACUGGCGGGAGGGGAUCUACGUCUUCUGGUCCACUCAGGAGUACUUCCUGGUCAAGAGAAUCAAGGGGGAGAAGAACUCCAUGGACAUCACUGUGCCAGCAACUAGACAAGGCAGCCGACUGCUUGGCCACGUUGUUGACCUUGUGGAUGACCUUAUCGAGGAGUGGUUCCCGGGACUGUGCGAGAUCGACCCGGUGUCAGGACAGACACUGGUUCAGCGCCAGGUGCCGUGCGUCCUGUGCGAGACGGACCCGCCCCACGUCUUCACUCUGCCAGAGAUCCUGGUCAUGUCCGACAGAGAUGACAUCAUUUUCUGUCCCAACCAUGACAUGCCCGUGCCCCUGCACAAACUGGCCCCAGAUGUGAUGCUGAGUGACCUUGACAGCAGGUACCAGCUGCAGGAGGACAAGUUCAAGUUGGAGCAGAUCCCGGAGAACGAGCUCGGUGACGGCAGCUUUGGGAACGUGUACAGGGCUAGCUACAAGAACAUGGAUGUAGCAGUGAAGGUGUUCAGUAAGGUGGGAGAGGACCACCCCCACCGGAUGCUGCGUCAGGAGGUGACCAUCCUCACCAGACUGCAGCACAUCAGUGUCAUCUCACUCCUGGCUGUGGGGAUCAGGCCACGCCUACUGGUGCUGGAGCUCGCACCCAUGGGCUCACUCACCUCGCACCUCUGCAAGAAGAUGAGCAGAGGUCUGCAGCAGAGGAUAGCCAUGCAGAUUGCAGAGGGCCUGAUGUUCCUGCACACCAACAUGAUCAUCUACCGAGACCUGAAACCAGACAACAUCCUCAUCUUCUCCAUCGCACAGAAUAGUCCGGUCAAUGCUAAAAUCUCAGAUUACGGCAUCUCCAAGUUUGCGACCCUGCUGGGUCUGACAGCUCCUGAGGGCACGCCUGGUUACCGGGCUCCAGAAGUGGCACGUGGGGACACGGCUUACAACAACAAGGUGGACCUGUUCUCCUUUGGCAUCCUGCUGUUUGAGCUGGUGACUGGCAGGAAGCCGUUCGAGGACCUGCACUUCAGGGGGGAGCUGGACGAGGCCAUCAUCAAGGGCCGCCCGCUGGACCCAAUCACCAGUUGCGGCAGCGCCCCCUGGCCUGACGUGCAGGACCUGAUCACCCACUGCAUGCAGCCCAUCCCCGACGACAGGCCCACUGCAGCCGAGGUGUUCGCACGGCUCAGCAGCGGGGAGCUGCUGUGUCUGAGGAGGAACGUGCCGCUGGGGAAGGGCCUGUCUCCGGAGUGUAUCGCUAUCAGGACCACAGAUUUCUCUGUUCUGUGGGAACAGGUUUUCUUGUCCAUUUUCCAGGGAGUGAUGCUGGACGACCGGCGUAUCCUCUGUAUGACAGCUAUAGGACAGGGCACCAUGCUGGUAGGGACACAGUCGGGGCGGCUCUGGGUGUACGACGCGGUGACCCACACCAAGAAGUACGUCCUGUCUCCGCUGAGAGAUGCCAUCUUGUGUAUGGAGUACAACAGGGGCUUCGUGCAAGGGGCUGCUGCAAAGUGGCUGGGUUCGGAUGCUGUGUUUGUAGGCCUGGCCAAUGGUACUGUGGCAGUGUUCCCCAGACAUACCUUGGAGGACGAGAAGGCCAGACCGACGUACGAAGUAACGGUUGGGAACGGCGAUGACCCAGUGACCUGCAUGACCUUGAAUGGGAAGCAGCUGUGGCUGGGCUGCAGUAAGAACAUCGUCACUGUCAACCUGGAGAAACUGUCCGUGGAACGCAGCUGGAAAACAAACAAGGGCCACAGUGUAGACGCCAUGGUGAUGCACAUCGCUCACCAGGGGAAGCUCCUGUACCUGGGGAAGCGGAACAGCUCCGUCGUCGAGGUUUGGGAGGAGAGUCGCGAGCGCCUCCGCGACAGCAUCGACGUCCACCCCAUGGUGAAGAAGCACGACCCCAACGUCUCCAUCUUCGACACCAGGGUCAAGUCCUUCAUGCUGCAGGCCAGCCUGUCACUGUGGAUCGGGACGGGAGGGGGGCAUCUCGUGCUGGUGGACGCUCAGACGCACUCGCCACUCGCCGUCAUCCACCGGCACCUGUCUGCUGUGCGGGCGGUCACUGUGGCGAGGAAACGACAAACCAGACAUGGCUUCAAGCCUCUGCCAUCAGUGCUGACUGUUGGGAUGGGGUUUGUCAAGAGACCUGGACACAGAGUUUACAAGUCAGAUGCUGAGUACGGGCACGUCUUGCUGUGGGACGGAGAUUUGCCACGACAGAUCAAGUACAUGAAGGCUGACGCCAAGAAACGGGCCGAGCUCAUGGCGGAGAAAACCAGUCAAAUGUUGAAGUCUCAAAGUUUCUAACUAUGCAAACAUCCUGUCUAUUAAAUUCAGAAGGAUGACAGCUAAGACAUGUUUCCCAAUCUCAACCUUUUAUUCAGAGAGUCUUCAUCAUUGUAUCUUAGGAAGUGCGGUACCACUCUUUGUCAUUCUGAUGAAGACUUUCUGAAUAAAUGAGUGAAAUAGGCAAUCGUUUUGUCUCAGUUGUUAUCCUUCUGACACCAAAUUGACCAUGCAACAAUCCUGUGUUCGUUUGUGUACAACAUACUAGAUUGUCUUCAUUUUGUGUGUAUGUACAACAAGCGGAAGCACCGUGCCUAUGAAAACAAAUCAUGGCUUUGAGAACAAUCCCUUUAUAAGGAUGGUAAUUGUACAAGCAAUGUUGUAUAUAACUAAUUUUAAUGCUUGUAUGAAUCAAGGAGCUUUUAUGAAUGAAUUACCUUCAUUGACCUCCGUCCAUUUUCAAUCAGAAUGUCACUAGUAUUACCAGUAGCAGCCUGUCAGAUCUAGAUCUAGAUAUGUAAAUUUGAAAAACAUGUUGAUUGAUCAGGGAGUAAUGUACAGCUUUGUUGAAAAGUUGUUGAAACGUUUGUGGAAAAGUGUAAGUUUUGUACUCCAAGCGGUUACGGUCAAUGGUCAGUGAAAAUGAUUGGCUGCAGUAGGCACUGGAAAACAUGAUGUUGCUGUUUUUUGUAUUAUCGAAUGCUACAAAAUCUACAAUAACGCACAGAACUGAACUGAACUGAUGGUUUGAUUCAUGAAGGCGAUUGUUUUCAGGUUUUGACUGCUCAAAUUUUGUCAGCAUGUACAUGUCAGUAAUAGGAGAGUCUCGGGUUUCAUAAUGAAACUGGUAUGUAGCAAAUGUGACUUAAGAGAAGUUGUGUGGGAUGUUGAAAGUUAGUGUCUGACAUUGGUCUGUUCCUGACAUUGAUCCAUCAUAUCUUAACAAGUCAUCGCUCUGUUGUUUUUCUCAAAACUUCAGCCUGCUACGGUAGCAGUUUGGCGUAUUUGUUAUGGCCUGUGUCUCUUAUCUUUCUAGAUUUUAUAAAAUGAUGGUUCAAUGUCAACAAUAGAUCAAUGUCAGGUGUGCUUAGGUUCUAGAGUGGCUAGAGUUAAGAUGAUUGUGUAGGAGAGUUAAGAAAGACAACAUCAGCGAGGUCAGAAAGAACAACAAUUUGGCAUUGUUCAGGAAGUUCCAUUUUAAGUAUUUGAGCGGGUAGACCAUUUUUUAAUGUCAUUUUUUAACAUCAGUGGUUGACAUACCUGUUCCCUUCUGUGUUAUUAAUUUUCUUUUUUUUGCCCUUUCAUGUACUAAAAUUUUCUUGUCACCCCCCACCCAGCUUGCAAAUGGAACGACCCUCAAACUGAGCCUGGGUUUGCUAGUUGGUGAGAGCAAGGAGGUUUAUAAUAUACAGAGAUAACCUCCUUGGUGAGAGACAGUAUUGGGUGUGAAGGUGUUGUAGGUCAAAGAAUAGAAAGGCAGUGGAAUGUAGAAUUCAAAAGACAAUGUGUUUGCCGACAAUGAGAAAGUCUAUUACAUUUUGUAGUAAGAGCAAUCUUUGUGAAAAGUUAUGUACAUGCAUAUGCAUUUGGUGUAGACUCACUUUGCUCCUGCUAACAAUUAAGCUUGUCAUUUAUGUCAGUUAAAUGGAAGCUGCAAAAUGCAGCUGAUUAGCUUUGAAGGUGAUGUUAGUAGCAUACACGCAGAGGGCAAUCUUUUAUUGAUGUUUUAGCAUCUCCUGUAAGUAUGUGAAUUCCAGUUUUUGAUUCUGAGUCUUUUCAAAUAUAGGAUUGUUGCAGCAUAUUGAAUGUACAUGUAUAAUAGAUAAUCUAUAUGCCUGUUGUCAAGCACACAAGUGUAAAUAGUAACAUUUUCUUGCAGCAAUGUCCAAAAGAGAUUCAGAAACAUAUUUUUGCUUUUACGUGCAGAUAAGAAUUCUCAGAUAUGUACAUAGAGUAAUGUGGAGCAUGUUUUCACGCAUGACAAGCUUGCUAUUGAAAUGCCUUAAUGCAAUAGAAAACCCCACCCAUUGUAAAGUUAAGGAAAGGUCCUUUUUGGCGUGGGAUAACUAAUAUAAUAUGGUAUUGUGGAAAACUAAUGAUGUUUUAUAUGCACGAAUGUUGAUAAUUCAGAAUGUUUUUAAAAUUAUUUUGCUGAAUGGAAGUGUAAAAUAAACAAGUUGUGUUAUAUGGUGAAAGUAAUUUGUAUAAAGUUUGUAAAAGAAGUCAGGACAGAAAUUUCAAGAAAGUCAAUACAAACAUAAUUGCUGUUGAGUUUUAUUCAUAAUUCUAAGCUUUAUUAAAGUUAACAAACAUACUUAAACGCCACUCUUUGAACUGUAAACUACAGUACAUCCAGAAUGUCAACAAACUUACUGCUCCAAGGAAUUUGAAUGAUGUUCAAUAGUAUAUGGACCCUCUCUCUUGCUUUCCCCAUAGUCCAACAAAUAAAACAAUACCCCGCCAUCUA
This is a messenger RNA of Branchiostoma floridae (Florida lancelet), 10444 nucleotides long. Its product is annotated as leucine-rich repeat serine/threonine-protein kinase 2-like. The transcript has 57 exons. Gene Ontology annotation, cellular component: plasma membrane. Gene Ontology annotation, biological process: protein phosphorylation. The record is from RefSeq and is a predicted model, not a curated record. Lineage: Eukaryota; Metazoa; Chordata; Leptocardii; Amphioxiformes; Branchiostomatidae. Gene Ontology annotation, molecular function: protein kinase activity; protein binding; ATP binding. Bases 205 to 7998 code for a protein of 2597 amino acids.